GUUUUCUGAGUGAAAAUGGCAAGAAAAAGAGACUCUGUAAUCCUGCUUUAAAACUGAUAGAAAGGAAAAGGAACUUCGUCAUGUAUUAAAGUUUAAUCCCCAGUACUUAAACAUCACACCAACUUGGAAAGCUAUGCUGUUUAGGCUAGAAGAAAUUCUGAAAUGGGUCGGUAUCACCAUUUUUGAAAUAUGGCUACACCUGGUAUCGGUAUUUGUGUUUUCCUUCCUAGCAGUCUUCAAAUAUGAGGGCUUCAUUCACUGCAGCUGGUACGAGGCAUUUAUUCCGCUAUUCAUAUGUGACGGGCUCUGUGCUUACUUUGUGAUUAUAGUGUAUGUGAGGAUGUACCGCGAUCGAUCAUCAGUAAUUCGUCUGUUGUCGUCGCUGCUCUCCAUUGUUUUAUUAUUUGUAUUCAAAGUGUUACUGUGUCAGAAACUGAACAAGGAGAAGAUUAUCACAUACUCCGAAGUAAUGGUUCCUUUAUUUGCCCUAGUCGUCAUUGUCAUGUUCAGAUCUUGUCAUGUAAAUAACUGACUUGAACUACCAGAGAAAACUUUUAAUAUCUGUUCUGUAAAACUUAAAUUUACAAAAGUUGUCAUUCCAUUAUUUUAAAUAAAUAUUGAAAUUCUCUAAA
Messenger RNA from Saccostrea echinata, 632 nucleotides. Its product is annotated as transmembrane protein 203-like. The record is from RefSeq and is a predicted model, not a curated record. The coding region runs from base 134 to 532 and encodes 132 amino acids. NCBI's taxonomy places the organism in Eukaryota, Metazoa, Mollusca, Bivalvia, Ostreida, Ostreidae. The transcript has a single exon.